UAAAUAAAUCAUCUUUAAAACAAGUUUCAUUUGAACACCCCCUCCACCCUCCGUAUAUAUAUCUCUGCAGUUUCUUUUAUACUUGAAAGAUGCCGCAGGGAACGCUUGAAGUUGUUCUUGUCAGCGCAAUCGGCUUGGAGAACACUGACUUUUUAGCUAACAUGGAUCCUUAUGUUAUUCUCACCUGCCAAAGUCAGGAGAAGAAGAGCAAAGUUGCAUCAGGACAAGGAUCUUCCCCUAAGUGGAAUGAGACGUUCUUGUUCACCGUCUCCAGUGGUGCAAAGGAGCUAAAUAUCAGAAUACUGGAUAAAGAUGAUUUUACUGCUGAUGAUGUUGUUGGAGAAGCAAAUAUUCCUCUAGCGCCCGUUUUUGAUCAAGAAGAUGUUCCGCCAACUACAUACAAUGUUGUCAAGGAUGAUCAAUACUGUGGAGGGAUUAGAAUUGGCCUCAAGUUCACUCACCAGGGAGCCAGAGAUAGGGGAUUUCCCGAGGAGGAGCUCGGUGGAUGGAGAUCGUCAUCGAGGGACUGACGUUAUUCGAUUAAGAGAAAAGUUUCUUGUUCUGCAUCUUAGAUUGGAGCAAACACUACUCAUUGCUCCAACUGCUGUGUUUAGAAUGUUUAUCAAAACUAAGAACAUGUAGUACUUCCAGAUUUAUUUGUGACAGAUUUAGAGAUUCAGGCAAUAAAGUUGUAAUGUAGCAUGAUCAAUUAUUCAGAAAUUGCUGUCUCAACA
Molecule: messenger RNA, 734 nt
Organism: Sesamum indicum (sesame)
Lineage: Eukaryota; Viridiplantae; Streptophyta; Magnoliopsida; Lamiales; Pedaliaceae
Product: elicitor-responsive protein 3
Source: RefSeq, a predicted model, not a curated record